CCUGGAGAAACUUUGGCACCAGUUUACCUGACAGGAGCUCACUGGGAGAAAGUAGCACACGAGUGACAGCCGCACAGAGAAAUGAACCCUCAGGCUCCACAUGCAGCAGGUCUUGACCCUGCCGUGCUGAGAGACCAACUCUUCCAACUAUGGAACUGGAAAGAUCUGCAGAUGCUCCAUUUGGUAGCCUUCGAGGGAUUUCCCAGGCUGUCUGAUCCUCUGGAGGCCUUGCUAACAAUCGUGGAGGGCUGUCCGGGCAGACAGAGCGGCCGGAGCCACACCCUCGGCCACCACAUCCUCAUGGAAUUCCAGAGGUGGAUGAAGGAGCAUCCUCAGGUCUCCCUGAGUUCACUCUCAGAGCAGCAAGCACUGGAGCUCCAGCGUCGUGCUCUGCGUUUACCAGCGGAAGCCCAGGCCAGCUUUUUCGAGUGCCUCAUAAACAUCUACCAGCUCGGCUCCCUGGAUCCAGCCGAGCUCAGACUGCACUUUGGGAAGCUACAGGCUCUCAGCAGCUACAAAGAGGCAGCUAUUCUCUGCAUAAAGCUUAACUUGCAGAAGGAAGUGAAUAUGGAGGAGAUGUGCAUACCGUUAAUCCUGCAGGAUAAGCUGCCAAUGGCAGAGUCCUUCGUCACGGGCCACAAUCAUCUGGAACAACAGCUUGUCACACUGCUGGACUCCUGGUGCAACCCCAACUUCAGUGUAGAAGAGUUAAAGAAGCAGUUCCCUCGGCUCUCCCUGUCCAAACACACCAUGGGCCUCAUCGCACCCAAAAUGCUCGCCAAACACAUCCUAAGACUUGCAGAGAAAUUCAACAUCGACCAAGGUCUGUAUCCCAAUGCUCUUCACAAGAGGAGACUGGACUCGUUGCGGUUCCUAAUGUACAAGAGGUUUGUGGAGAAAACCAUGACAGAGGACAACUGGAGUGACCACGUACAGAGUGUAGUGGCAGAUGACCUUGAGCUGCAGAUACAAUUGGUGGAGAUGUUGGUGAAGUACCACGGUGUCCAGAAAGCCGCCCAGUGGUCCCUGAAGUACAACAUCCCCAGAUAUCGACUUCCCUUCGGGGUAUGGGAAACACAGCAGCGCCUACCACCUGAUCUACAACAGAUCUGUCCGAGUGGUUCCGCACAAACUGAGGAGUGGAUAUCGUCUGAGAAUCAUACUCAAAGGUUCUACCAGGUGCCACUCACUAAAGACAAGGUUUCCUUUGUGGGCACGGCAGAAGCUCUCCAGAGAUGUCGAAACAUUGUGCUGAAGGAAGGUGGCGUAGUGGGUAUUGACAUGGAGUGGCAGCCCACAUUUGGCUGCAUCGUAACUCAGCAAGUGGCCCUGAUACAGCUUGCAGUUACUGACCAGGUUUUUUUAUUGGACCUCUGUGCAAACGGAUUCUGUCAAAACCCAGAUACCUUGAGUUUCCUCAGGAGUUUGUUCUCGGCAAGAAAUAUCCUUAAACUGGGUUACGGAAUGAGUGGGGAUCUCAAGUGUCUGUUGGCCACCUGGCACCAGUUUGUAGAUGAGCCACUGAAGAUGGAGGGGGUGCUCGAUCUUCUCAAUGUACACCAAAAGAUCCAGAGGAGUAAGGUCAAGAGGACUCAGAAUGGCCCUAGUGAGGUGCUGGUCGGAGCAGACUCUCCAGAGAAAGGCCUCAGUCUGCUGGUACAACAGGUCCUGGGAAAGCCCCUGGACAAGGCGGAGCAGAUGUCCAACUGGGAGAAACGUCCAAUGCGCAUCAGCCAAAUUAGAUAUGCAGUGGCAGAUGCCUACUGCUUGCUGGAUGUGUACUCAGUCCUCUCCAGGAACCCAGCAGGCUACGGGCUGCCGGCUGACCUGCGCAGCAUUUGUUCAAGCCAGUCAGAGAAGAGCGGAGACAAGACGCAGAAGAAGAAACUGGCCAAGCAGAAGAAACAGACCCUCGAAGAGGAAUGUCAGGGGGCUCAAAGGGUCAGUCCCCCUCGCUCUGACACGGAGAAAGGCCUCCUGUGUGGCGAGAAACCCUCAGAAUACCCCCCUCCUCUGCUGCCCCAGCAAUUGCGGGUGGUGUGCGACAACAUGCUACAGGGACUUGGGAGGUACCUGCGCUGUCUAGGAGUCGAUGUGAUCAUGUUGGAGAACACUGAUGAUCACAGAGAAGCAGCAAGGUUAGCACAAGCUGAAGGCCGCGUCAUACUCACAUGUGGACAACCGUUCCAAAGUUUGCGUUCCCAGGUGGGUGAGGGUCGCUGUCUGGCCCUAGAAUGCACAGAGAAGGCCAGAGACCAGGCUGUCCGAGUCCUCAGACACUUCAACGUCCAGCCCACUCCCAGCGAUAUAUUCAGCCGCUGCCAGGCGUGUAACAGUGAUCAGUAUGCGGCAGUGCCCAGAGAAGACAUGGUCAGGAUGCUUAAACAGAAAGGAUUUCUGCAGGACCCGGACACUGAACACACACAACAGACGUCCCAUCAACAGGAAGAGGAGAAGCUUGGUGACAUCUUGACCCCCUGCAUGACCCCUGAACCCCCCAGGUAUGCUCUUCAGUGUCGCUGGGCCCCUCUCUCCGGGCUGGACCCCGACACCCUGACCUUUCCCGGGGGGGCGCCCAUACAGCUCCACGCCGUGCCCCCUGCCCUCCUGCCGAGGAUACCGCUCUUCUAUGUCUGCACCAGAUGUGGCAAGGUGUUCUGGGAAGGCUCUCACUUCGGCCGCGUCCUCUCCAUGUUCCAGGAGGUCUUACAUGUAGCAGAUGAGGACACUGAUGCAGUUGCAGCAGCUCAACUGAGCUGACUGACAAGGAGCUCAUGCGGUUUACAAAAAAACCAUCCAGAAUAAGACACAUACCACCAAUUCAGUUGCCUCGUAGAUUACAGUAGUUCUGUUUAGUUGUAGUUCUGAUUAACUUGAUAUCAUAAUAAUAAUAAAAGAGGCGUAAAGACGACAGAUUUAGUCCGAUGUUUCAACUGCAGCUUUAGAUUUGUAUCGCGCAUUAUUCUGACAAAUAAUAUAAGUCCUCAGAAGUCCUACCUCCUCUUAGCAAUCAGGUACUGCUACAGUUCUCGAAAAUCUCUUCCACACCUCAAUGUUCCUUAUGAUAAGUGCGUAGGCAGAGCAGACACGCCCAAGGUAGAAUUAACACCCACACACUUGCUCCAUAAAGAACCUUCAAUUCAACGUUACAGUCGGGUGUUGACUGAAAUGUUGCAUUAAAUGACUCAUCUGGAGCUAAAACCUGAAAGACAUACAAAGAAAUAAUAGGUUAAUCAUCAUUAUUAUUUGCCUUUAUGGAUGAACGGUUUUUGACACACCUUUUGUCGUCCUAAGCCUUUUUUCCAUAGUGUAUAUUUUAAUGUGCACAUUGUUCUUUAAAUCAGUUGUGUUUCUGAUUUUAAUUUCAAUGAUCCAAAGAUGGUUCGUGUUCUGAUUUGUUUUUUUAUUGUAUUCAUUAUUGUAACCUCGUGCAUUCAUUGUGAUUUACGGUUUGAAUCGGAUUGAGACAAUUUCUCUGAUUUUUUUUUAAGUUUGUUUUUAAUAAAAUAGUUUUGACUUUAAAGCUACGGUUAAACGAUGCCAGGACUCUUUUUCAUAUUUUGCUGUCCGCUUCUGUACACGUUUAUUCUCUAUGAUAACAUUUGUAUAUAUUUUUUUAUUAUUUAGGUGAAAACGUUAAUAUGUUAAUAAACAAAAGUUUUCAUCUAAAUUAUU
Molecule: messenger RNA, 3675 nt
Organism: Limanda limanda (common dab)
Lineage: Eukaryota; Metazoa; Chordata; Actinopteri; Pleuronectiformes; Pleuronectidae
Gene: exd3
Product: exonuclease 3'-5' domain containing 3
Exons: 21
Coding region: 82-2760 (892 amino acids)
Biological process (GO): nucleobase-containing compound metabolic process
Molecular function (GO): nucleic acid binding; 3'-5' exonuclease activity
Source: RefSeq, a predicted model, not a curated record